AUGCUAACAUGGAAGCAUUUAUGCCCCAAUUGCGGGAGUACGAACCCCGUUAAUGGCUAUACUAGCUUGAAUGCAGUAAUAUCUAAAAAACUGUUAAAACUGGUAAAACUGCAAAUUAAUCAGAAACGCAUCAUGGACGUAUUAAUUGUGGACCACUCGACGCUUUAUAUGCUAAGAAUUUUGUUAAAAGCCACGUUAGAAGCAGGGUUGAUCAUUUAA
Molecule: messenger RNA, 219 nt
Organism: Clunio marinus
Lineage: Eukaryota; Metazoa; Arthropoda; Insecta; Diptera; Chironomidae
Source: the annotation of a GenBank genome assembly